Messenger RNA from Rhagoletis zephyria (snowberry fruit fly), 281 nucleotides. RefSeq lists its product as uncharacterized. Gene Ontology annotation, molecular function: chitin binding. Gene Ontology annotation, cellular component: extracellular region. Lineage: Eukaryota; Metazoa; Arthropoda; Insecta; Diptera; Tephritidae. The record is from RefSeq and is a predicted model, not a curated record.
UUCCAAUUGCUGUAUUUCUCUUCGUGGCUGUGGUCGGUGCAAUCCACAUCCAACAACGCUAUCACGGUCAAGACAUCUACGCCGAACCAGAUUGUUCUAUUGUAACUGAUCAUACGCGCAUGUUCCGUGACAUAUCCGAUCCGACUCAUUAUUGGGUAUGUGCUGAUGGUCAGGAGAAAGCCGAUUACAUACAAUGCCCGGAAAAUCAUGCCUUCAUGGAAAAGGAGCAGAAAUGUGUGGUGUGGGAGGAAUGGAAGUGGGUUGAGCCUUAUACAAAAUAG